AGUCCAACACCGAAACAUAACAGCGAUAUAUCAAUUGCAACACAUUCACUCUCUGUAGCUCUUUUUUUAAAAUAACAUUCCAAAAAGAGACAUUCACAUGGUGUUACCGCGUACACUUUUUUAGUAAUAGCAUUUCUGCGGACGCAACUUUUUCUUGAAAGGUUUAAGCACAAUCAAGGAAUUCGUAUCCACAACAUCGAUGGAACUCAACUCAACCAUGCAGCCAACGACACCAAUGUGGACCAAUGAUAGUGCCUUGUUACCGAGUUCCAAUGACACUUACUAUAUAUAUGAAAAUGAGUCGGAGCUAAACGACAGCUACUGGGCCAACAUCUCAUCAUCUGAUGAACCAGAGAACGUUCCAGGGUUCUCGUAUCCAAAACUCCCUCAUCUGACUCUUAAAGUUAUCCUUUGCACAACAGUUCUUGUUUUAACUCUCCUCGGAAACGCCCUGGUCAUCUGGGCGUACGCAACGACCAAGAAACUCCGUACCUACUCGAAUCAUCUGAUCAUCGGCUUGGCCGUAGCUGAUCUGGUCAGUGGUGGGAUUACACCAGGACCAAUCAAUAUGACAUGGUACUUUGGCUACUGGCCUUAUGGUGAAUACUUCUGCCUCGUCUUCGUCUACAUCAACCAUAUUUUCAUUCAUGCUACAUUUCUAAUGACGAUGAUCAUCUGCUUCGACAGGUUCUGGGCACUGAACAUGCCGCUGCAUCAUCUGAAAGGAAAGUCAACCAGACGUGCGUAUUCCAUGAUAGCCGUUGCAUACAUCGUCCCGGUCUUGAUUUGGACUCCUUUAGUUAUAAUUUUUCCCUACACUGGGGUGACUAUUAAGAUAGAACCUCCAGCAUGCUUUCCAUCCUACGGUCUUCAUCCAUAUCUACUUCUGUUUGCAGUUCUAGCUUUAUCUUGGAUACCAAUGAUUGCUACAAUAAUUCUCUAUGCGUUUGUCUACAGUGCUGUUAUUCGGAAAGGCCAAGGCAACAAACGAAGCACUGGUGAACGAAUCAGUUCCGACUUCACGGACAAACGACUUUCUAGAAAAGUACAGUCCACAAAAUCUGUUAAAAAUAUUCACAUAAAGAGAUACAGCCCAAAUGCACCUCAUAGUAAUGGAACCCAGGAGAAGGCUAACAGCCAAAGUUGUGAACCAUCUGAAAGGGACAUCCAUUCGAUGACGCACAAACGAGGUACAGAACCACCAACCACCCGUACCAAGACACUCAGCAACGAUCAACCUAUCAUGAAUAUUCCAGAAAGCAUCCAAGUCCUAAGAAAUGGGCACACUGAGACAAUCGAAAAGACUCAUGAGACAAAUUGUGACUCAUCUCCAAGAACAGCUCAAGACAUACUCAGCAAAGAUCCCAUGGCGAAGGACGGUCAAGAAUCUACGUCCACUAAUGGAGUUUUUAGCGUGUCUAGAGACAUGGGUUUCACAAAUCAAGGCUUCGAAGAUAAUGAGGACUGUAACAAUCACAUCACACACUCCCUGAAGGUUCCCCAAGCAGUCUCCCGGCCAGGCAAACCUAUUAUCAAGCAAAGUUCAUCAAGGAGAUCGAAACUAGAAAGCCGGCUGGCCAGUAUUCGAGCUACCCGUACCCUGACUUGGAUUCUUAUCAUGAUGCUUAUAUCCGGACUGCCUUGGUCAGUAACUCCUAUACUAAUAUACACCAUACCAACAGUUAAGGUCUCACCAUACACAUCAAUGUUUUUGGCGUGGAUGGCUCACCUGAGUAGCCUCGUCAAUCCGCUCUGCUACGCCAUUUCCAAUCCAUUAUUCAAGGCGGCCUUCCUUCGUAUUCUUCGCUGCCGUAAACCAGACCGAAGAUCAAAUAGCUCUGUUGAAAGAUCGCGACAACGAAACAGUCAAGCAUCACAAAAUAGAAAGUAAGACUAUUACAAUGGAGACUUUGGAACGCUAGGUGGCAGCAGAAUUACCAGGGGUGUGUUUUUGCGGCCGUAACCGAUAACUGUUGUUUAAUUUAAUUACAGGCCAGUUAACGAAAUUAAGUUAUUGGUUGCAGCCGCCAAAACGUACCCCUGGUAAGUUUGUCAUUGUUAACGUAUAGUUCUUAGCAAGCACACAUUACCGAGAACGAUUUGCCUGGCAAAUCUGCUGCCACCUUGCAUUCCAAAAGUCAAUCAUUCGCAUGCCGCACAAGGCUAGACCUUUAUCGUGUUGCCGCCAUCUUGUUUUUCUUCAAAACAAAGGCUGGAAGGAAGAAUAUUUUGGCACCCUUUGGUGGAAUGUGAACAAUUCACCCAGUGCAAGACCCAAAUGUAAAAUGGUAAAUGAAUUCUCAUUCACACCUUGAAAACAUUGGGUUUUUUUGUAUAAGAAAUCCAUAUCCCUAUAGACCCAUUGGACAAUCUGCGCCUAUUGUGGGUCAGGCUGACCUGGAACUGACCCGGAAACUGUGUUUAACUUUGGAAUGUUGCUCAGACUCUGCGCAGUUUGACUCUUUUCUGGUAUCUUUGAUACAGACUCCGGGUCAUUUUGACCCAGAUGUAGGUCAGGUCACUGGAACCGAGUCAAUUUGACCCGGAAAUGUUGGAAGUUCUUACGAUCAAGAGUGAUUAUAUGAGAUCAAUUAUAACACGAGAUGGCUGAUAUAAAAUGAAUCAAUUUAAGUAGUCUUAAGAUAAACUUUUAAAAAUUAAGAAUUCACAAAUCAAGGUUAGAGUAUGAAGUAUAAAUACACCUUUGAAAGAAGCUUCGCAUAAUAGCUGUUGCACUGUUCCAAUAAUGUUAAGAGCAAAUUAUUGAUAUGCUAAAAUGAACGUUGCACACAAAGCAGCCUGAAAUUAAGGUUCUUCGGCAAAACUUUGACCAACCCGUUCAGUAAUUGGUUAUGUUCACUAAAGAAAGCAUUGUCCAAUUACGUCAGUAAUUCACAGAUAGGGCCCGUAGCAGGGCCCAAUUUCAUAACAGGCCUAUAAGCCCCCAAACCUGCACACACGCACAAACAUAUCUUGCUAAACAAAACUAAUUUAGGUUACCAGCCAGAAAAGCAUACAGCUCAUUAAUGCAACUGUUAACCCGAUAUUUUCUUCCAGAUAAUUUCUGUUAUGAAAUGGUGGCCCUUGCCUCGAUUUCACAAUGCACGAAGAUUCAUAAAAUGACUUGCAGUGAUUUGUAUUUCUUGAUUUGAUUUGAAAUGGUUUAUUCACAAUUAUCAUUUUGGUGUGAUCUGUAUUUCUUGAUUUGAUUUGAAAUGGUUUAUUCACAAUUAUAUAAAUGUAUUCGCGGCAUGCAUUUGUAUUUAUAAAAAUCCUUGGAAUGCAACAACAAAGGCGACAUCUGGCAAAUUCUACAACAUCUACUCAACAUAACAAACACACAAUCUCAAAAAUGCAUCCUUGUGGAGCAUUUAUUUGGUCUUUACUUUGUCCCUGCUCUUGCACACAUUUUCUUGUACAGCACAUCAGCCUUUAGAAUUCUCCAAGUUUAUGGAGUCCUCUGUUUUCCUUUUUUUGUUUUGUCAUGAAAAUAAGGUAUCACGAAAACGAGCACACACACUCAUACAUUCCUUAAGAAACACUUAAGAAACCCAUCUCUUCAACACUGUAAAUUAAACUGUGUGGACGUGUGUAAGUCCGCAUGUGUUUCCAGUCCCUACAUAAUGUGGACUUCUUUUGUUCUCAGGUCCAGACUUCUUAUUUAGUUCUAAAAACAGAAGCCACACAACACUUUUAAAAACCGGCAAUUGUAAAGCCAAUGCUCAAUAUAGAACCAGUUAUAAUUUUUUGGUAGCAAUUCUUGAUUACGCCGCCAGUCAUAUUUGCAUAAUUCCUUUAAAUUCUGCAAACGGAAUCAGACAAGAAUAGGCUAUUAUUACAGCGUGUUUUUUUGUUAUCGGUUGAUGAGCUUCAUUAAUUUCAUUUUUUAGACACAUCAAUAUUUUAGACUAAGUUUUUACAGCUGUGUUUAACGUGAAAUUACUCCAUUCUUCGCCACUUCUGAACCGUGCUGGUUUAAUUCUAUGUCACUGCCAUUAUUGUUCCCUAAGGGGUUAGUAUUAUCUAGGCCGUUUCCGAACGCAGCCAUAUGGAUCCAAAGGUAUAAUUAACAUUCACAAAGUGCCCUUGGUAAAACCCAGCAGUACCAACUCGACCUGACGAUGUGACCUAGUUAAUAGGCUUUCCCAUCGGAAUUACACAUUAUAAUUAUAGCUGACUGAAGAAAAAAAACCAUCACUAAUUAAAUUGUAUAGUAAAUUUGUUACACCGAUGUAUUUAUAAGCACUGUGUACUCAAUCAGUAAUUUCCGAAGUUCUGUAAUAAAAAAUCCACAGCAAAAUCACUCGGCUGGGAUUCGAACCAACGACCUUUUUUUAGAGCAGAUGUUUUACCACUAGACGCAGAGAGCAUACCUGGUGAUGGCUAGAGGCAGUUCGAAUCUUAGCAGUGGAUACGAUUUAAUAGAUGUUAUAACAGCUUUGCGUCGGGGUUAAAGAAUAUAGUUUCUUUUCACAAUGACACCGAUGUGUUUUAGCACUGAAUAUAAUAGGCCCCCACUCAGUACGGUACCUAGGACUUUGUGAAAAAAUCCACAGGCAAAUGACUCUUUAACACCGAUGCAGAACUAGCAUCUAUUGGUUUGUUAGAGACCGGUUGCCUUGGAUCGGUCGAGUUGAUCCAUGAAAAGCGUUUGAAACCAUUUGUUGUGAAAUCUCUAUGGUUAGAAAAAUGUCUUAAAAGUAGAAUAAGUACAACGAUCCACACAUUAUGCCUCAAAAUAAUUGCGUGGUUUUCCUUUUACUUUACGAACUAACACGGUCGGCCAUUUUAUGAGUAAAAAACUUGACUCCACAAAAUUGCGUGCCGUGUAAGUUCACAACAUAAUAGGACAACCAUGCAAUUUCGAGCCAUAAGCAAUAGUUCGAAUUAAUGAUUGCCUUUGUUUGUAUUUCGCCAUUCUAUAUCAAAGAAUGUAAUGACUAAAACAAUGUUUAAACUACACUUGGCGUGCCACGCACGUGUAUAAGAGCAAAGCACUUCUACAUUUAAAAAAGCCAUAUAAAAAGAAAAUUGUA
Asterias rubens (European starfish) is the source of this 5036-nucleotide messenger RNA. Its product is annotated as D(3) dopamine receptor-like. Gene Ontology annotation, cellular component: membrane. The transcript has 2 exons. Bases 200 to 1891 code for a protein of 563 amino acids. The record is from RefSeq and is a predicted model, not a curated record. Gene Ontology annotation, molecular function: dopamine neurotransmitter receptor activity, coupled via Gi/Go; G protein-coupled receptor activity. Gene Ontology annotation, biological process: adenylate cyclase-activating adrenergic receptor signaling pathway. Lineage: Eukaryota; Metazoa; Echinodermata; Asteroidea; Forcipulatida; Asteriidae.